AUGGCUGACAGAAGAGACCGCGAUUCAGACUCUGACAUUCAUGAGGGCCGCGACAUAGCACGGCAUCGAGAUAGAAGGGAAGAAGGAAGUGAUAGGGAUAAAGAGAGAUAUCACUCUCGUCCCGAGAGAAGUGAACGUGAUCGACGCGACAGGGACAGAGAUAGGGAUAGAGCUCGAAGCAGAAGCAGAGAUGGAGGUAGGGAUAGGGAUCAAGAGAGACGACGACAUAAUAAAGACAGUCGUUCUUACUCUCGAUCUCGUUCACCUCAUCAUCGACACCUCAAAGAUAAACAUGAACGCGAAGUCGAAGAUACCCGUAGAAAAUCCAAGCAUCAUAGAAGACGAUCUCGCUCGUCCAAUUCAAGCUCCGAUUCCGAGAGUGAGAGUGAAAGUGACAGCGAAGACGAAAGGCGGCGCAGAAAAAGGAAAGAAAAGGCGAGAAGGAGAGACAAGGAGGAUAAAGAGGACAGAAAGAGGAGAAAAGAGAAGAAAAGGGAGAAAAAAGCUAAGAAAGACAAAAAGAAGAGAGGUACAGCCUCAUCUACGGCUCAAUGGGGACAAUAUGGUAUUAUAUCAGAAAUUGAUCUACCCAAAAAGGAUUCGGAAUUUCGAGCUUGGCUAGUUGAAGAAAGGAAGAUAAAUCCCGAGACUGUAUCUAAAGACCGUACGAGGAAAGAAUUUGCGGUUUAUGUGGAAGACUAUAAUACUGCUACUUUGCCUCACGAAAAGUACUAUGAUAUGUCAAAGUAUGAGUUCAAGAUGAACAUGAUACGUUCUGGUCAAACUAUAGUUGAAGAUAAUGGAGAAUAUGAUCCUAUGGCAGAUAUGAAAGCCCAUACAACUAGCUUGAGAGGGACCGCACCAAAGGAGCAGGAAUCAUACCUUUCCAAGGAGAAAAUAGCAGAAUUGCGUCGAGUUGAGGCUGAGCGUACAGAAGUGGCUAAAAGGCGUCAAAUGGGUCUGGAUGUCUCUAGAAAUCUUGGUGUAAGGAUGGAAGACGUCAUAUGA
Molecule: messenger RNA, 1008 nt
Organism: Kwoniella shivajii
Lineage: Eukaryota; Fungi; Basidiomycota; Tremellomycetes; Tremellales; Cryptococcaceae
Exons: 9
Coding region: 1-1008 (335 amino acids)
Source: RefSeq, a predicted model, not a curated record